GUGUGGGUGGCCUGUGGAGCGCGGGCCCUGUGGUAAAUGGUAAAUUUCACACAAGGAUAAUGUUUUAUGUCUUUUCUUUUUUCUGAAUACAGGCACAGCCCUUGUUUUCAACAGCCAUGUAAGAAAGAAAACAUUUCUUACAAACAACUCGAUUAGCGUCUAUUUCAUAAUAUUACUCGCAUUUUGAAAACAAGCCCAGGCAUGUUUUCUUUUGGCGUUAGUUUAAAGAAAACAAGCCCAGGCAUGUAUGCAUAGUCUUAACAAGCUGAAUCAGGGUGUGUUAAAGUGGCAUAAGAGAGGUUUUUAAGAAAGCUAAAGUAGAAAAAAGCACAUGCGUUAGUUACUUAGCUGAUUUCCUGCGACAAAACAGAAGCGGAGGAUCUCUAGGUAGAUGUUCACAGCUGAGUAGCGAGGAUCAAAAUGGCCACAGCGAGCCGGUAAGCAUGGACAGAGUUAGGCAGGAGCCACUGUAGCUUUAGAGCAAUGCCCCCACACAAAGUUUUGAAGAUCCCCAUCAAUCAAUAGGCUGCGACGUUUUGUACGGCGGGAGAUGCAUGCAGAAGGCACAGGCGUGCCCGUGACACAUAGUGGGGAUUUGGCGGAACAGGUGGGUUCCCUGUGAAGCGCUGGGGAGGGGGGUGAGUACACAGACACGUGCGGACACAAACGGUGGGGUGCCCUGUGAAGCGCUGGGGAGGGGGUGAGUACGCCGACACUUAGUUUCAUAGUGUGGGUGGCCUGUGGAGCGCGGGCCCUGUGGUAAACGGUAAAUUUCACACAAGGAUAAUGGUUUAUGCCUUUUCUUUUUUCUGAAUACAGGCACAGCCCUUGUUUUCAACAGCCAUGUAAGAAAGAAAACAUUUCUUACAAACAACUCGAUUAGCGUCUAUUUCAUAAUAUUACUCGCAUUUUAAGCCUUUAAAAAGGGGUUUAAGUGGAGAUUGCACACGUUAGAUACCAUAUAAGCGGGUAUAAAACAUAUUGAAUAAUUACACUGAUCUUCAUAAAAUGUUGUAUUAAAAAUAUUUUUAGCUAAAGCUUACAUUGACAUCACGUGUUGGUACAAAUGGAUGUUUAUGGUGUGCUCUAGCUUCUGUGAAUCCAUGCACAUGGCAAAGGCAUCCCUGCUUUUCCAACAGGGCGAGUGCGCUGAUGGUUUUAUAAAUGAAUAAAGAUAAUAGAGAUAAUAGGGGUUUUUUAUACACCCCCAUGUCAGAAAUAAAACAUGGGGAUGCUAGCUACUUCAUUUUUAAGUCUUUUAAAAAAAAAAAAGGUUUAAAAUUGUGUACGUUAGGGGCUAUAUAGAUGUGUUUGGUAUCUAUAGGCUGCAAAAUAUUUGAACGAGGUCAAAAUCUUAUUGAAUAAUUAUACAGGAUUUUGUAAAGCAGUGUAUUUCAAACUACUGUUUAUAACUAAAUAUUUUAUUUUUCAUUGAGACACCGCCCUAAAAGUGUCAAGGGUGGGGGUUUGGGGGUUACAAACCAUCCAUAAAUUAGGGCCAGGACACAGCUUCUUUACUUUGGUGAGAAGUUAUCAAACCACAAUCAAGAAUGUCUGGAGUCGACUUUUACGAUGUAUCCUAUACGCCCAGCACUCAAGUCAUGAACGAAGUUCUAGAGAUCUUGACAACGGAUGAAGAGCUGGUGCCAAGCCUACCAACAAAUCCACAAACACCGGAGCAAGUGCGGAUCAACCCUGCCGAGGAGAGCGCAAGCUUAUCGACACCUACACUUAUUUAAUCAGGUACUGAGAACCACGUGGCAGAGAGGGCCUUGGGAGAAACGGUGGUGAAACAGAUCACAGCACAAAAGCCUAUACAGAUUGAAGAGUGCGUAACAGCUGAGGAAACCAAUCAACAGACCAGAGAAGCACACCUCCAGGAGCAAACAUUUGAGGAAUCCCCUGGCCACAGAGAGGACGGCAGUGCUGAGGAAAGAAAACAACAGGCCCGAGAAUCACACCUCCAGGAGCAACCAGCUGCCCAAACAAUUCUCCAGAAGCCAGAGGACGCCGAAAGACAGCCCUUUAAGGUCUCAGUCCAUUUGGAAGCUCUGAAAAUCUUCAAUCGUGAGUUACAUUUGGCUGAACAACGUCUCGCGGUGUUGAAGGAGUCUGAGUCUCAUCUGUUUGAACAGCGUCUCGCAGUGCUGAAGGAGUCUGAGUAUCGUUUGGCAGAACAGCGGCUUAAGGUGUUUCAGACAAUCUUUGAGAAGUAUUAGCAAUGGCACAGAGGCAACAACCAGAGCAGUCAGGCAGGGCACACAGCACAGAGAACAUUAACACACAAAUUUUACAUGCAAUUCAAGCUAUAACUCAAAACAACAGCCCACAAGCUGCUGAAAACAUUCCAAAUGUUUUUAUAAACCCAAAUCUGCUACAGCUUGUUAACAAUAUUAACCAUGACACUAAUGACAUGCAUGAAAUGGCUGGUGAUUACUUUGAGCGGUUGAACGAGGCUUUGGCAAACCUUACCGCCGGUGAUGGUGCACUAACCCCUGCAGCAGACUCUCUUGGUUUUCUGAACGAUGCUUUAGAGCGACUAAACCAGGAAGGGGGGAAUCUUAAUGAAUCACCACUAACGCCUACCUCUGAUAACCCACAAGGUUCUGGUGAUGUGCAUGCUGCCGCGGCUAAUAGUAAUGAUGAUGAUGAUGGUGUGGUGACUUGUGGUCCUGACAUGGUAGUGGUGCAAAGGCCCUCCUUUAAUUGUGUCGAAAUUAGGCAACGGUUUAACUUUGCAUCCUUGCACGACGUGGACAGCUAUGAGGACUUCUAUAAUGUGUUGCUAAACUUACUUGACCAUGUAUUGUAUAGAGCUAUGCAGCUGGCUAGACCCAAUGACGUGCUUCAGCUGGAGUUGCGUGGUGACACCCUGUCUGAGGGGGUGUCCAUAAUUGCUAAUGGCGCUAGUGUCGAUCUGGACACAUUUUUGGGUAUGGUUGGGGAUCUGGUUCAGAGCAAUUUUGAAAUCCUUUCUGAUGAUACAUUGGAACUGGUGGUUCAGAUAGUUCAAAACCCAAAUGGUGGUGUCCGUAGAAAAAUAGCCACAUGUCUCAGAAAUGAGAUUUUAAGAAAAAAACUACGGCAUCUAUUUGUAAGCCACAACGUUGAGAAUAACCUCUGCUUUGCCAUUUGCUUGUCUCAGAUGUUAAACCCGGAAUUUACGUUAGAGCGGGUGGAGCAAGACGCCGUACAUUUGCAGACGUCUGUAGGCCUGGGCGUGCAGGAUAUGGUGUCUUUUUCAGACAUACAAAAGUUUGAACAACUGUUAAAGGUCAAAAUUGUUGUGUGGUACCGUAAUGCUCAGAAUGUCUUUUGCAAAUUUCAAACAAACCCAGAGCCGCAUCCAAAAACAGUGUUUUUGUACCUAGAAAACGAACAUUACUUUGGUAUAAAGUCGUUGAAAGGUUUCUUAGGCAGUGCGUACGUGUGUGCUUACUGUUACACACCUUUCACAGCAAAAGCUAACCACCACUGCAAAUACUACUGUAAUGUUUGUUUUAGUGCUGAAUGUUCUUCGCACCCUUUAAAAUCGGUAAAGUGUAAAGACUGUAGACGUAUAUGUCGGUCCGCCUUUUGUUACACAGCGCAUAAAGUCACCAAAAUGAAUAAUGCUACGUGUAAAAUGAGCGCCCCAUGCGACACACACAAGUAUUGCGAACAGUGUGGCAGGAUGUACAUCAUCAGUUCUAAAAAACCUGUGCCACAUCGUUGUAGUGUGCGGCGUUGCGUCAACUGUAAUGAUGAGCUGGUUGCUGAUAGUAGACAUGCUUGUUACAUUCAGCAAGUCAAACCUGAACAGCCGAGCGAGCGCUAUGUUUUUUACGAUUUUGAGUGCCGACAGGAUGACGGUGUACACGUCGCUAAUUUUAUAUGCUGUAUCGAUUUUAACGGGGUGCGUUGGACAGCAGCAGGUGACGGUUGUGUGGAGGCCUUUACCCGUCGGUUCCGUACCCCGAAAUACAAAGGGUACACAUUUAUUGCACACAAUUCGAAGGGUUAUGAUGGCUACCUAAUCAUGCAACACUUAAUUAAACAAGGCGUCACACCAUCCAUUAUAGCUCAAGGCAGCAAACUGCUUUGUAUCACCGAUGACGCAUUUGAACAGCGGUACAUAGAUUCUCUCAGCUUCCUCACAAUGAAGCUGAGCGCCAUGCCAUCGGCUUUAGGCUUUGAAAAUGCCAAAAAGGGCUACUUUCCACACUUUUGGAACACCGUCGCUAAUCAAAAUUAUACAGGCCCGUACCCACCCCCUUUAUACUAUGGUUCCAACACCAUGUCAGAAAAGGAGAGGUCUGAGUUCAUGCAAUGGUACGCAACCGUAUCUGGAAGGGUGUUUGACUUUCGCAAGGAGAUGUCUGAGUAUUGUAUUAAUGACGUGGUCAUUUUGCGGGAGGGGUGUCUGAGAUUUAGACGCGAGGUACUCAGCUGCACCGGUCUUGACCCUUUUCAGGGUGUUACAAUAGCUUCUGUAUGCAUGAAACAAUUCUGCACAAGUUUUUUGCCCAAAGACACACUGGCUAUCACUACGCCUGACAAUUACAUUCUCAAGCAAAAGUCUUUUUCAACACCGGCAAUUCAGUGGUUAGAAUAUCUGAGCCAUCGUGACAAUGUUUUCAUACAGCAUGCUUUGAACCGGGGGGAGGUUAAAUUUGGGCCGUACUUUUUAGACGGGUAUUCAGAGGUGGGGGGUGUACGUACAGCCUUUGAGUUCCACGGCUGUCUGUUCCAUGGCUGUCCUCAGUGUUUUGAUUCAAACACCAUUAAUCCGCUCACAAAACAAGAUUUUGGCUCCAUGUAUCGAAAAUCUCAAGAAAAAAUUGAUAUUCUGCGUAGCACCUACAAUCUGCAUGUGGUUGUUUUGUGGGAGCACGAAUGGGUGAGACUAAAAAAGGAGAGCCCCGAGGUACAGACAUUCCUGCUUUGUUCUGAUUACCCAGAACGUCUGGAACCACGUGAUGCUCUGUUUGGCGGUAGAACUAAUGCUCUUCGGCUUAAAUAUAAGGUGCAAGAAGAUGAGCAGAUCCAUUACUAUGAUUUUACCAGUCUCUACCCUUUUGUGAACAAGACUAAAGUCUACCCUACAGAUCACCCCACCAUCAUCUUCCGUGACUUUGAACCGAUUGAAAACUAUUUUGGUCUGAUCAAAGCCAAAAUAUACCCACCUAGGGAUCUUUACCUACCCGUGCUACCUUACAGGGUGUCUGGAAAAUUAAUGUUUCCCCUCUGCAGGUCCUGCGCCGUGUCUGAACAUCAAGGCAAAUGUGUACAUUCUGACGAGGAGCGUUCUCUCACCGGAGUCUGGUGUAGUAUCGAACUAGCCAAGGCUGUUGAGAAGGGGUACCAGGUUGCCAAGAUUUUUGAAGUUUGGCAUUUCCCACAGCGCUCUGAUUCGCUCUUUAGCGGCUACAUAAACACACAUUUAAAGGGUAAACAGGAAGCCUCUGGGUACCCUUCAUGGGUGUCUAAUGAUUUGGACAAAGACAGAUACAUGCAGAGUUAUUUGGAAAAGGAGGGUAUACAUUUAGACCCCAGCAAAAUUUGUGUCAAUAAAGCCAAAAGACAAAUUUCUAAACUUUUUCUGAACAGCCUUUGGGGUAAAUUCGGUCAGAGAACAAACCAAGUUAACACCGCCUUGAUCCAUGACCCGGAGCAGUUUCUGUUGUACAUGUUUUCCAAAGAGUAUGACAUCUCACAUUUUUCAUUUAUUACAGAGGAUGUGGCCCUUGUGCAGUGGCGUUAUGCCAAGGGUUUCUCAAAACCACCCAAAUACAGUAAUGUGCUUAUAGCGGCAUUCACCACCGCUUACGCACGCCUUGAGCUUUACAACCUCAUGGACAAAUUGCCUGACAGGGUUCUGUAUCAUGACACAGAUUCUGUAAUCUUUGUGAGUCGGCCAGGUGACUGGGUGCCUCCGCUCGGGGACUUUUUGGGUGAGUUGACGAGUGAGCUGGACACCGGCGACCACAUUGUGGAAUUUGUUUCAGGGGGCCCGAAAACAUAUGCUUACAGAACACGGGGAGGUAAAACAUGCAUGAAGGUGAAAGGUAUAACACUACAUCAUACUAACACGCAGGUUGUUAACCUUUCAUCCCUCACUGAUUUGGUAGAUCACUAUGUGUCUCACAAAAAUGACCCCGCCAAGGAAGUCGCCACAACCACACAACAGAUUGUUAGGGACAAAAAAGCUUUCAUUCUCAGGAACCGCACAGUCUCUAAAAGAUUCCGUGUGGUUUACAACAAGCGAGUUUUGCUCCCGGACUUCCAGACAUUGCCAUAUGGAUACUAAACCAGUGUCAGAGGGUGAGGGUUUUGACAGCCGCCUACAACACCCCUUUUCCUGCAUCAUUUCAGGCCCUUCAAACUGCGGUAAAAGUGUUUUUGUCAAAAGACUGCUGGAAAAUGCCCAUAAUGUGUUGUCCUCUGUGCCUCAAAAUAUUGUGUGGUGUUACACUUGUUGGCAACCGCUGUAUGAUGAUAUACUUUGUAAAAUAAAAAAUGUACAGUUUGUA
Molecule: messenger RNA, 6512 nt
Organism: Anguilla anguilla (European eel)
Lineage: Eukaryota; Metazoa; Chordata; Actinopteri; Anguilliformes; Anguillidae
Exons: 5
Coding region: 2222-6289 (1355 amino acids)
Biological process (GO): DNA replication
Molecular function (GO): DNA-directed DNA polymerase activity; nucleotide binding; DNA binding
Source: RefSeq, a predicted model, not a curated record